CAAAAUGGAGAAUUUGUCAACACAUGCCGUUGGCUGCAUGGCAGCGUUUUAACAAGUUAAUUUGUGGAUAAAGUAACUGGACAUAGGGAUCAAGAUGGCAGGGAAUACAUUAACAGAAGCUGGCGCCUCUUAUUCAAAAGCGGUAGGAUUUGUAUAUCUGUUUAAUCUGAUUGUGGGUACAGGAGCACUGACGAUGCCCCUGGCUUUCCAGAAUGCUGGCUGGUUACUGAGUUUGAUCAUCAUUGUAUUGCUAGCAGGAUUCAGCUACAUGACUGUAACAUUUGUAUUGGAGGCGAUGGCUACAGCCAAUGCUACCCUUUUCCUGCAUAAAAAAGCUGAUAUUGUUUAUAAAAGAACAGAGUCUGUCCGUGCUAACAUUGGAGACUCAGCAGAAGUUGCAUCAGAUGCAGAUGUUUUCCAGGACGAGAGGAGCCCUCUGUUGAAGAGUGAUGAAAAAGAUAAAACUAUUGACCAGAAUUACAGAGAUGACAUGUUUGAUAUCAAAGAAAGGGUGGAGUUGGGGAAACUGGCAGAGCUGUUUUUUAAUAAAUUUGGAGUUAUCCUGUUCUACCUCUGUAUGGUGAUUUAUCUGUAUGGAGAUCUCUCUAUUUAUGCUGUUGCUAUUCCUAAGUCACUCAGGGAUGUUAUAUGUACAUACAAACACAAUGACAGUCAAAAUGUCUCCUGCUCUAGUUUGACCUUGGUCAACUCUGACCCCUGCUGGGCGAGUUCAAGUCAAGACAGAGCAUCUGUUUACAGAAUAAUGGUGGCUGUGUUUGCUGUCACUCUGGGUCCUUUCACUUUCUUCAAUGUCCAGAAAACCAAGUACCUCCAACUCUUUACCACAUUAACAAGGUGGUUAGCAUUCAUGAUCAUGAUUGUAUUAACCAUCAUCAGGCUGGCUAACAAAAAAGGCAAAGGACACCCCCCAGUAGUGGACUUUGAAGGAAUUCCUAAUUUAUUCGGAGUGUGUGUCUACUCGUUCAUGUGUCAUCACUCGCUGCCUUCCCUUGUGACACCAAUCAAAAACAAGAGCAACCUCUUCAUCAUGAUUUUCUUCGACUUCAUUUUAAUUUUAGCAUUUUAUGCCUUGGUUUCAUUUACUGGUGCCUUUGCAUUUCAUGAACCUAAAGACAUUUACACUCUAAGUUUUAUCCCCGAUGCCUGUGAUGCCAAAGAACCAAUAACUAAUUCAGCAGUAUUACAAUAUUAUCUAGCCCUUUUCCCUGUUUUUACAUUGAGCACUAGUUUUCCUAUCAUAUCCAUAACGCUACGAAACAAUCUGAAAACCAUGUUUCACAAAGAAGGGAGAUCAUUUUCUUGGUUCGUGGACAGAAUUGUCUUCCCCUUGGCAGCCAUUACUCUUCCCUUUGUGAUCGCCUUGGCAACGGAUGAGGUGGAGUUCUUGGUGGGGAUCACAGGGUCGUACGCCGGGGCAGGAAUUCAGUACGUCAUUCCAGCCACUUUGGUUUUGAUCUCCAGGAGAGCAAUUAAAUCUGAUCCAUCAAUCUCCACUUUAAACAACAGAUUUACCUCCCCUUUUAAGCACACGUUUUGGGUCAUUCUAGUCAUUGUAUGGUCUGUUGUGGCCAUGGCUUUUGUCACUGUCAACCACAUCAUAACUAGGAAAUAAUGGUGUUAACUUUUAGGUUUAUUCAGAGCUUAGCCAGUAUAUUUGCUUUGCUGAUUUUUUUUUUUACCAUGAGGAGGGCACAUGUAUUUAUUGUAUUUAAAUACUCUCUAACCAAAUAAAAAAAAUUCCUGCAAUCAUUAAUUUUUGUGAUAUAUUGCAGUUCAGUCAAAACUUAUAGGAAUGUUUACCCGCUCUUGCAAUGCAGUGUUUAGAUAAUUUUUUAAGAAGUUUCUUUUGGCUGCCUAUUGUAAGUGUCCUAUCUUAACUUUUUGAGAUUAUUUUUGAAGCAUUCAAUAAUUCUUGUUAUUUUAAAACAGUGCAAUAAAUCCUCACUGCUGUUGAUAUUAGAAUUUCUUAAAAAAAAACUUGAUUGAUCUGAAUUGUCUGUUGAUGAGUUCAUGCGA
Saccostrea cuccullata (small rock oyster) is the source of this 2037-nucleotide messenger RNA. Its product is annotated as transmembrane protein 104-like. NCBI's taxonomy places the organism in Eukaryota, Metazoa, Mollusca, Bivalvia, Ostreida, Ostreidae. The coding region runs from base 95 to 1633 and encodes 512 amino acids. The transcript has 11 exons. The record is from RefSeq and is a predicted model, not a curated record.